AUGUGGCAAGAAGGUCAAGAAGAAAACGAAGAUUUGUUUGAUGAUAUAUCAGAAAAUUUUGUUUUAUGUGCUUUACAUCAAGCUAAAAUAUUACGUGAACGAUGGAAAUUUUGGUCUGGUUCAGUACCAGCUAAUAUUAGUGUUCGUUUACAUCGAUUGGAAUCACUUUUGUCAAUCAAUGAAGAAAGUCAACAACGCAGAUCAAUAUCAACAAAUGUUCAACAUAAUAUAGAAUCAAAAAAAACAUCUUCAAAAAAUCAUCAAAUUGAUAUUCCAUUAAACAUGUCUGCAAUUCCUUUACAACAAUUAUCAAAAAUAAAUUCAUCUCAACCUUUUCUUGCUGAAAUAAAAAAUUCUUCAUCAAUUAAUAAAUAUUUGACCGAACGAAUUGAACCAAAACAUAAUAUUAUUAUACAAGGUCCUGAUAUUCGACGAAUUAUUGUACCAAAACGUCGUGUUCAUUUUUGGUGUUGUCAUUAA
Messenger RNA from Rotaria sordida, 480 nucleotides. NCBI's taxonomy places the organism in Eukaryota, Metazoa, Rotifera, Eurotatoria, Philodinida, Philodinidae. The record is from the annotation of a GenBank genome assembly.